AUGGGAAUUGGGAAAAUUAUAGUGCCUGCCAUCUGUGGGGUUGAACAUGAAAGGGUAGAUGAGAAUGACAUGAAGUUAGGGGGAAGUGGUUCUAGGGAAGCUGCUAAGGGCUAUGACCCAAAGAAACGCAGAACUUCCAUAACAAAAGCCCCAAAUGUUUCUAAGCCUUCCAAGAAAAGAAAGGUUUCAUCCCCAACACCUACUGCCUCCUCAUUGCCAAGGGGUAAAGCUACAAGAAGCAGGGUGAAACAGAGUAAAGCUGAUCUAAUAAGGGCCUUAGAAAAAAGUAAGAAAAAGAAAAAGGAUAAAAGAAAGGGAAAGAUUGCAGAGUCCUCAGAGGCUUUUGAGGAAGAGGAGAUGAAACUAGUCCAUCAAGAAAGGGGUACAACAGUGGAGGUUCCUACAACCAAGCCUAAAAAUCCCAAGACCUCUUCAAAGAAGUCUUCCUCUGUGCCUGUGGCUGCUGAACCCACACUAGCCAAGAGGACAAGAUCUGCAGUGAAAACCAAACAAUCAAAAGUUUCUGAUGAUGAUGACUGGAGUGGAGACGAAGAAGAAAAUGAUUCUGAGAAGGAACAGGACAAGCUUGCCAUUUUUGGCAGAAGAAAGAUUUUAAAGGGCAGACUGUUGAAGGACCUGGUGGAACCAGGAAUGAUGAGAUUGCUGGAUCCUUUAGCUGCUCAGGGAUGGAAGGACAUGGUCCUUAAAUAG
Nicotiana tabacum (common tobacco) is the source of this 711-nucleotide messenger RNA. The record is from RefSeq and is a predicted model, not a curated record. Lineage: Eukaryota; Viridiplantae; Streptophyta; Magnoliopsida; Solanales; Solanaceae.